Cetraspora pellucida is the source of this 1379-nucleotide messenger RNA. The record is from the annotation of a GenBank genome assembly. NCBI's taxonomy places the organism in Eukaryota, Fungi, Glomeromycota, Glomeromycetes, Diversisporales, Gigasporaceae.
GGGGGACCGGCAGGUUUGCAACUGCUGGUAUGGACUAUAGAGUCAUGAUGUGGAAACUUGUUAAAACCCAAACGGAAUUGCCUCAGGUUAUAUUUUUAUCAACUUUAAAACACCAUACAGCACCCGUUAAUGUGACUAGAUUCUCUCCUAAAGGUAUUAUUCAAUCACCAGGAAACGAUAGUGAGCUUUUGGCAUCCGCUGGUGACGAUGGAAUUAUUUGCUUGUGGAAACUUAUGGAAAAUAAGGAAUCAAGGAAAAUUUUUGGGGAUGAUUCUGAUGAUGACACAUCAGAGGAUAGUGAAACUUGGAAGGUCAUUUCAUUAUUAUGGUAUAAUGCAUUAGUUCAAAUUAACAUUGCGUGGUCUCCAGAUGGUGAAUAUAUCGUUGCAGCAUGCAUGGAUGGUGGUUCUAGAAUAUGGCGUGUGAAAGAAGCAAAAUGCGUAUGUGUUUUGAUGGACCAUGUUCGUAAUGUUCAAGGUGUUGCAUGGGAUCCGCUUGGCCAAUAUAUUGCUACUCAAAGCAAUGACCGAACUGUUCAUAUAUACUCGUAUAAUAUUCAUUCAAAUGGUGUUUUUGAAACGACUCAUGUUAGCAAAAACUUUAAGGUUGAAAUUAUAAGCAAGAAAGACCCAAAUUCUGUAAAAGACACUACCAAAACAUGUGAUGACCUGAACGAUCAUAAAGGCGAUAGUGAUAACCAUGCUGCAAUGCUUGCAAAUUCCGAAUUCAAGAUCGCAAUAAAUGAUAUUUCGAAUGAUGUUAAUCCCAUAUUAAACGCUAUAGAGUCUCCUGGAAGCAUAACAACUGUUCCUUCACAAGUGCCAACAAUACAAUCUACGUCAAAGCAGCUUAAAAGGCAUUUUCGGCUAUAUUGUGACGAAAUGAUAAAUACCUUCUUUAGGCGAUUGGAUUUUACACCAGAUGGUGGACUAUUACUUACGCCGGCCGGACAACCGAUCGCCUUUCUACCGGGACAUAAGAAACCGUUUGUUGUUGUAAAAUGCAAUCAUAUAUUUUAUAAAUUACGGUUUCCCCGAAAAAACUUUCAACCACAAAUUGAUGCCACGGCAUUGCAAAUGAGAUCAGAAUACUUUAUUGCUGAAAAUUCUUAUAGUGAUAAAUCGUUUAAUGUUCAUUUACCAUCCUUAUUUGACUUACCAUACCGCAUAAUUUAUGCUGUGGCGACUCAAGACUCUGUGUUUAUAUAUGAUACGGAGCAACAUGCUCCUUUGGUCAUAGCGACAAAUUUACAUUUUGCAACAUUUUCCGAUAUGUCCUGGUCAUCAGAUGGCAAUUCGCUCAUGUUGGCAUCACAUGAUGGAUACUGUUCUGUUGUGACAUUUCAAGAAGGGGAGUUAGGUGAACGCUACACAGUCUGA